This is a messenger RNA of Rubroshorea leprosula, 1723 nucleotides long. Lineage: Eukaryota; Viridiplantae; Streptophyta; Magnoliopsida; Malvales; Dipterocarpaceae. The record is from the annotation of a GenBank genome assembly.
GGUACAUCUCCAAUGCAACACAUUUUUUCUUAUUUAUCCGAUUUAUUCAUUAAAAUAUAAUAUAAGUAUUGUUGAUUUAUUUGGUUCUUGCUGCAUAAGUUUGUAUUUAAUUUCAAGGUAGGAUAAGAUUUGCAAAUCACUUGGGUUGUAUAAGAUAUGGCGGAGGACGAGUCAAAAUCUCUGGAGUAUACACCGACGUGGGUGGUUGCUGUUGUCUGCUUUGUAAUUGUUCUCAUAUCUCUUAUUGUUGCUCGCGUUCUUCGCCAUCUUGGGAAGUGGUUGGAGCAUAAGAAGCAAGAUGCACUCUUUGAAGCCUUGCAAAAAUUAAAAGAAGAAUUGAUGCUAUUAGGAUUCAUUUCCCUCCUAUUAACCGUCUUACAAAGUGCUCUGGUUCGAAUGUGUGUCCCACCUUAUCUCAUAUCUCAUAUGCUUCCCUGCAAGAGGCAUACUCAGUCCAAUUAUCAUCUUCCUCAAGCUAUAAAUAAUACAAGGCGUCUACUUUCUGAAGACGGUAGUUUGCAACAUUGUGCCAAAGAGGGGAAGGUCCCAUUAUUAUCAUUGGAAGCAUUGCACCAGCUGCACAUAUUUGUCUUUGUGUUGGCUGUUGUUCAUGUGAUAUUCUGUGCCACUACAAUGGUUCUUGGAGGAGCAAGAAUACGUCAAUGGAAGCAAUGGGAGGAAUGGGUUAAGAAUCAACCUAAAGUUGAAAAAGCUCCAGCAAAGGACAGUCAUCGCCAUGAGUUCAUCCAUCAACAUGCAGGUCGGUAUUGGAGGAGGUCAGCUGUAAUUAGUUGGAUGAUAUCGUUUUGCAAACAAUUUCAUAUUUCUGUGACUAAGUCAGACUACAUAGCACUUCGAGAGGGAUUUAUAAUGACCCACAUCCCUUCCACCCAUGAAUUUGACUUUCACGACUACAUGACGCGAACACUUGAAGUGGAUUUCAAAAAUGUUGUCGGCAUAAGCUGGUACCUGUGGCUAUUUGUAGUGGUGUUUUUGCUGCUAAAUGUGGAAGGAUGGCAUACUUAUUUUUGGAUGUCAUUUCUACCUUUACUUCUUCUACUUCUUGUGGGGGCCAAGUUAGAGCAUAUAAUAACUCGCUUAGCACAGGAGAUUGUCGAGAAGAAGAAGCAAGACCAAGAAGCAGCACGAGUGAACCCUUCGGAUGAACACUUUUGGUUCCAUCGGCCUCGAAUUGUGCUUGACUUAAUUCACUUUAUUCUAUUUCAAAAUGCAUUUGAGAUGGCAUUCUUCUGCUGGAUCUUGUUUUCCUAUGGGUUCCAUUCAUGCAUCAUUGAAAAAAUAUACUACAUCAUCCCAAGAGUUAUUGUUGGCAUAGUUGUUCAAUUUCUCAGCAGCUACAGCACCUUGCCUCUGUAUGCUCUUGUCACACAGAUGGGAAACAAAUAUAAGAGAGGCAUGUUUGGAGAGGACGUGGAAGAACAUCAUGAGAAAAGAGGUGAAGCAAGCACGAGCAACUCCACUGAAAGUAGGAUGACAGAAGAGUGUGAUCAAAUUGAGGAGCAAGAAAUGGUUGUUAUUGAAGAAAGCAAAAAUUCAGCAAUCCAAAACCAUACAUCAUCAGCUUGAAUUACGAUCAAGCAAAUAAUAAGCUUCCGUGAAGUCAGUUAAUUUAAUCGACUCUGUUUCAUAUAGUAGUAACAUCUGGCUACUUAAGCUCAUAAUCGUUUUCAUUUGUUCUGUUCAAUGAAUGUGUUAAACUGUU